CUCAGCCGAGGAUGAAACUCCAGAGACUCCUAAACCCUCAGACCCUUAAACCCAAAACCCUCAUCUCCAUCUUCCCCACAACAACCCAAUCUCCUUUCUCUUCUCUCCCCCAACCCAUCACCCACGACUCCCUCGUCAACUCCAUCAAAUCCUCUCAGUGGCAUUUCAUCGAACACCUCCCGUGCAACCUCCCCUCCUCUCUUAUCUCCCAAACCCUCCUCUCUCUCCACCAAUCCCCCCACCUCGUCCACCAAUUCGCCUCCCAUUUCGACCUCCGCCGCCUCGACACCCACACCCAAUGCCUCGCCGCCGCCAUCCUCGCCUCCCUCCCCUCCCCAAAGCCCUCCACCGACCUCCUCAAACACCUCCUUCACAUCGCUCCGAUUCGCGACGUUUUCGACUCGCUGGACCGUGCCAGACUGCGUCUGUCUCCCCCAAGCGGCGCCGGCGCCGUCUUGGACUCCCUGGUGAGUGCUUGCUGUGAACUGAAGAGGGCCGAUGAUGCAUUUGAAUGCUUUAGGUUCAUGACGGGCGAGAAUGUAGCUCCGAAGACGAAGACAUGUAAUGAGCUGUUGAGCUUGUUUUCGAAGAUGAACCGGACCGAGAGGGCGUGGGUUUUGUAUGCUGAGAUGUUUAGGUUGGGGAUCAAGUCGAGUGUUUGUACUUUUAAUAUCAUGAUCAAUGUGCUGUGUAAACAAGGCAAGCUUAAGAAGGCCAAGGAGUUUCUCGGGUUGAUGGAGGUUUUCGGAGUGAAGCCUAGUGUUGUUACUUACAAUACUCUCAUUCAUGGGUUUUGUAAGAGAGGCAGAGUCGGAGGGGCGCAGUUGAUUUUGAGUGAUAUGAAAAGGAGAGGAGUCGAGCCGGAUUCAUACACGUAUGGAUUGCUUAUUAGUGGGAUGUGUAGGGAGAGAAGGCUCGACGAAGCGUCUGGUAUUUUAGAGGAAAUGCUGGAGAUUGGGAUGGUUCCGAGUGCUGUUACUUAUAACACUUUGAUUGAUGGUUAUUGCAAUAAGGGUGAUCUGGACAGGGCGUUCAGUUAUAGAGAUGAGAUGGUGAAGGAGGGGAGAAUGCCGACUGUGGCGACUUACAAUUUGUUGGUUCAUGAGUUGUUUAUGCAAGGUAGGGUGAGUGAGGCUGAGGGUAUGGUUAGGGAAAUGGAAGAGAAGGGAAUGGUUCCUGAUGCCAUUACGUAUAAUAUUUUGAUUAAUGGCUAUUGCAGGUCUGGCAAUGCAAAGAAGGCGUUUUUUUUUCACGAUGAAAUGUUGACGAAGGGGAUAGAGCCCACCAAGGAAACUUAUACGUCGCUUAUUUAUGUUUUGAGUAAGAGGAAGAGGAUGAACGAGGCGGAUGACUUGUUUGCGAAGAUACAGCGUAAGGGUGUUCUGCCGGAUCUCGUGAUGUUCAAUGCCUUGAUUGAUGGUCAUUGUGCUAAUGGGAAUAUGGGGCGUGCAUUUUCGCUAUUGAGUGAGAUGGAUAAGAUGAAAGUUCAUCCAGAUGAAGUGACUUACAAUACCCUGAUGCAAGGGCGCUGCAGGGAAGGGAAAGUUGAAGAAGCUCGGGAACUUCUGGAUGUGAUGAAGAGAAGGGGAAUUAAGCCUGAUUUCAUUAGUUACAACACCCUCAUUAGUGGACAUAGUAAACGUGGUGAUAUGGAUGAUGCCUUUAAAGUUCGAGAUGAGAUGUUGAGUAUAGGUGUUAAUCCUACACUUUUAACGUACAAUGCUCUUAUCAAAGGUCUAUGCAAAAACCAAGGAGGUGAUCUUGCUCAAGAACUCCUUAAAGAAAUGGAGGGCAGAGGGAUUACUCCGGAUGCCAGCACAUAUUACUAUCUGAUUGAGGGCAUUGAGAAUGUUGAGGAAUUUCUCAGAAAGGGUGAUUCAUGAAGUCUCUUUCUCCGUGAUUUGUCAUCUCAUGAAAGUGUUUUUUUUUCAAACCAAAUUAUAGUUCUGGUAGAUACUUUGUAACGGCUUGGCAAACUCAUCUCAGUUGCUAAGAGGCUCAGCUUUAACCAAGUGCAGUUUGGACUUAGAAAUCAAUCAUCUUCGGUGCAUCAUUUUGUGGCCAGGUUCUACUUGUUUGUAGCUAAUAACAUGAAGAACUCAAUCCUUGCAAAAUGUUCUGAAAUGGUGAAGUGGGUCAUCCAAAGAGUUUGACAUUGAAGAUAUUGGUACCUGUACAGGUUAUCAACAGACUACUAAAACAGUAUUGUUCUCGGACAAUAGCUCUGGAAGAUUCUAGAAGAUAACCUGUCAAGCUUUGCUCAGGUAUCUACCGCUUUCAAUGGCUUUGUUGAACUUGAAUCAGAAUGAACUGAUUAAUUUUAUGAAAGAACGAUCUACUUAAAUAUUAUGUAAGCUAACCUCUUCUGUUUAGUUUUUUUUCUUUGUUGGCACUGAACUGCACCCUGUACACACAUCAUACUUGA
This is a messenger RNA of Argentina anserina (silverweed cinquefoil), 2425 nucleotides long. Its product is annotated as pentatricopeptide repeat-containing protein At2g15630, mitochondrial-like. The record is from RefSeq and is a predicted model, not a curated record. Bases 12 to 1883 code for a protein of 623 amino acids. Lineage: Eukaryota; Viridiplantae; Streptophyta; Magnoliopsida; Rosales; Rosaceae. Gene Ontology annotation, molecular function: protein binding. The transcript has 3 exons.